Messenger RNA from Oncorhynchus masou masou (cherry salmon), 1999 nucleotides. It is a transcript of the gene ldb1b, whose product is annotated as LIM-domain binding 1b. The record is from RefSeq and is a predicted model, not a curated record. NCBI's taxonomy places the organism in Eukaryota, Metazoa, Chordata, Actinopteri, Salmoniformes, Salmonidae. Gene Ontology annotation, biological process: nervous system development; negative regulation of transcription by RNA polymerase II; positive regulation of transcription by RNA polymerase II. Gene Ontology annotation, molecular function: LIM domain binding. Gene Ontology annotation, cellular component: transcription regulator complex; nucleus.
CUCCGCACCGUUCCGUUCAGAGCGAGGUCAGACAUGUGAGAAGAUGUCGGUAGGCGGCUGCGCGUGUCCCGGCUGUUCCUCCAAGUCAUUCAAGCUGUACUCUCCAAAGGAGCCCCCAACGCAGCUCCUUCCCCCGUUCCACCCCGGCACCAUGCUGGACAGAGACCUGGGCCCAACCCCCAUGUACCCCCCCUCAUACCUGGAGCCUGGAAUAGGGAGACACACACCAUACGGGAACCAGACAGACUACAGGAUAUUUGAGCUCAACAAACGACUACAGAACUGGACGGAGGAAUGUGAUAAUCUGUGGUGGGAUGCAUUCACUACAGAGUUCUUUGAGGACGAUGCCAUGUUGACCAUAACCUUCUGUCUGGAGGAUGGGCCCAAGAGAUACACGAUUGGCCGGACGUUGAUCCCGCGGUACUUCCGGAGUAUAUUCGAGGGGGGCGCCACCGACCUCUACUACGUGUUGAAGCACCCCAAAGAGUCCUUCCACAACAACUUCGUCUCGCUGGACUGUGACCAGUGUACCAUGGUUACGCAGAACGGAAAACCCAUGUUCACACAGGUGUGUGUGGAGGGUCGUCUGUACCUGGAGUUCAUGUUUGACGACAUGAUGAGGAUCAAGACGUGGCACUUCAGCAUCCGACAGCACCGUGAACUGAUACCACGCAGUAUACUGGCCAUGCACGCCCAGGACCCCCAGAUGUUAGACCAGCUGUCUAAGAACAUCACCAGAUGUGGACUGUCGAACUCCACCCUCAACUACCUCCGACUGUGUGUGAUUCUGGAGCCCAUGCAGGAGCUGAUGUCCAGACACAAGACCUACAGCCUCAGCCCCAGGGACUGUCUCAAGACCUGCCUCUUCCAGAAGUGGCAACGCAUGGUGGCCCCGCCAGCUGAACCAGCCAGACAGGCCCCUAAUAAGAGGAGGAAGCGUAAGAUGUCAGGUGGCAGCACCAUGAGUGCUGGAGGAGGAACCACCAACAACAACAACAAGAAGAAGAGUCCAGCGAGCAGCUUCCCCCUGUCCAGCCAAGUACCAGACGUGAUGGUGGUGGGAGAGCCCACCCUGAUGGGAGGGGAGUUCGGGGACGAGGACGAGCGCCUGAUCACGCGGCUGGAGAACCAACAGUUUGACGCGGCCAACGGCAUCGAUGACGAGGACAGCUUCAACAACAGCCCCGCGCUGGGCGCCAACUCUCCCUGGAACAACAAGGCCCCAUCCAGCCAGGAGAGCAAGAGUGACAACCCUACGUCUCAGGCCUCACAGUAGAGGAGGGAGGGGAGGGGCUUCCAUAGUCUUAAAGGGGUUUCCUCUCCUUGUGGGUGUGUGUCAAUUGUCUGUAGUGGCUUCCUGGCUGUUCUUAUCUUUUUCUCUUAAAGGGGCAAUCCGCAGUUGGGAAAAAUAACUCAGUGUCACCUCGACCUCCUGUUUUAGUAAAAAGCUGAGGGACGGGCCUGGAGAAGUGUAACCACUCUAAAAUUCAUAGACCGCUAUGGGUACAAGGACUGACCAUCCAAGACAUAACAAAAAUAUAUAUAUAUAGUUUGACGCAUGUUUUGAGGCUCUACAGUUUUUCAUGAGAUGUACAGUGGGUACAGAGUAACCCACGUUGAUGUUGUGGGUCGUGACGGGGUGCGUCAGUACAAUGAAGCCCCUGAGACAGUUAAAGGUCAUAUAGUCCUCAAGAAUCAACAGGUACAUAUCAUUCAUUUAGAAGUCCAAAAAAUGGCUGUAGGGACUACGGAUUGCCCCUUUUUAUAAUAGGGAUCUUAUCUUGGCCUGUGGAGUAGACGGAGGAUCCCUCUGGUUGAUGAGAGGUUUCCUUUCCCUGUCUACCUUCCUACAUCAGUUCUGAUAGGAGAACUUGGCCUGUGGAGUAGACGGAGGAUCCCUCUGGUUGAUAAGAGGUUUCCUUUCCCUGUCUACCUUCCUACAUCAGUUCUGAUAGGAGAACUUGGCCUGUGGAGUAGACGGAGGAUCCCUCUGGUUGAU